ACAAUAACAAAAUCGAAAACAUCAAUCAUUCACGAGGAACUAAAUAUUAAAAUUAUAUAUAACUAAACAUGUAAAACAUAUAUUUGUAUGUGUAAAAUUGAAGAAUCAUUGUAUAGUUUGCGUGGAUCAAAAUUGCGCAGAUCAAAAUUGCGUUAUUUCAUUAUUUUGAAAGCUAGAGAAUAUUAUAAUUUUAAACGAGGCCUAGGGUUGGGCUUGGUCUUGGCGUUGGCCUUUUUAGCAUUCGAUUGUUCUUACGGAAAAACACCACACCGUUGUUCGCGUUAAAAUUCAACAUUGGAAAUUGCAACUUUAGUACCAACUUGAUUGACUAAAGUCGGUAGGUAAACUAUGUCUUUUCAGUCCUUGUAUAUAGUAUAUAAGUUUCAAAUAAGAUUUUCUGAAAAUUCUCUUUUAAGUUUCAAAUAAGAUUUUAAUUUGCAACAUAGUAUAUAACAUGUAGUUUACGUCACCCCCAUUAAUAUUCAAAUACGGUGAAAAUUGAUGAUAAUUGUUACAAAUACAUUAACAUGUCAAUGAUUUUAAUUCAAUUUUCUGAAGAAAAAAAAUAACUUGUUUCUGUAUAAGGUCUUUUUUCUUUUUAAAGGGUUUUCUGUAUAAUGAUGCACAUUGUUAAAAUAAUCAAAUUAUUUCAUAAAAUAUAUAAAUUAUUUCAAACUUAAAUCAAUGGGAUAAUUAAAGUGGCAUAUAUCUUUUAUAUAUGAAUAUGUCUUUUACAUACAUAUAUAUGAGAUUUUUAAAAUUAAUCAUUAAUUUUAUUAAACUAAAGAAUAAUUAAAACAUAAGAUUAAGAUGAUGUACUCGUAGAAUUCAGAACGGUCAUCAAUCAUAUACAUGCACUAGUAUAUGUCACUAUAGUUUAUAUUACGAUAAUAACAAUAGCAGUUGCACAAAUGAAGUCAUGCACAGGGUUGAUGUUAGAUUAAUUUCACCACCAAAGUAAUAAAACCGAUUAUUCAAUGUAGUAAGAGAUUUUAAUCAUUAAUGUAUAAUUUAGAAAUGAAAGGGAAAGAAACAUGGGGACUUGGGAGAAGAGAAAAGUGAUAAUCAUGUGAAAGAGAGUCAUACGAGUUAAAACAAGCAAACUUUGUUUUGUUCCUCUUUUUUCCUUUUCGUUACUCUCUUUUCAUCUUUUUCAUUGUUCUUCCCUUUCUUUUGUGAUUUAAACCUUUAUUUUCAAAAAAUUAUAUGCUUCUUUUUGGAAUGAAUUUAAUUAGGGUUUAUAAAAGGGAGAAAUCUACCUUGGGUUUCAGUUAAAAGAAGAGCAUAUAGAGAGCGUGUGGGAUGUUAAAGAUAACCAUUUCAAAGUUUUCACCUUUCUAUUCUUCUUCUACUUCUUUUACAUUCUUCUUCACGUGAUGGAUAUUUUAGUUAGUUUACGUUUCGAUAAGACAUUCAAUGGAGUCUUUCAUAUAAAAAUCACAUUAUUUCAAAACGAAUUAGAACAUUUUCUAUUUUCUUAGAAUUGCGUAGGGGUCUUUUUUUUUUAAUAAGGAAUAUUUUGUUUUGUUAUAACUUAACUGAUUUGAUAGACUUAACUGCCAUUACUAAAUAUUUUUAUUAGCACAAAUAAAAGAACCAUAGUUUCGUUAAACUAUGCACUAGUUAAUUAUAUUUUUGAAAAUUCUCAUUUAAUUAUUGGAGUUUAUUGGUUUUAGGAAAGAAGAAAAUAAAAAGAGGAAUGAAAAGCGAAGAUAAAAGGUGGAAUGUAAAUAAAGAAUAGAACAGUAAAAUGGUAUCGACACACAAAUAAAGAAUUUACUUUUUCCUCCAAAGAAAACAAAAGAAUACAAAAAAAGAACAAAAAAAGCCUUAUUUACCAUUUACCACUUUUGAUUUUAUUUGUUUUUCAGUUUUUUUUCCCUUAUUUUCUCUGUCCAUUUUCUUUACGAUUUGCUUCUCUUCUCCUUUCUUAACCUAAGUUCCGCUAGCCCCCCAUGUCCACACAAACACAUUCUCUCUCCUCUCUCUCUCACACACUCACUCAAGUGUCAUUUUCUUACAUAUACUUCACACAAAAGAAACAACCAUUCACUACAUACUGCCUUGUCAUUGUUAUUCUCUCUCUAUAUCUCAAAAAUCUCUGCAAAAAUAACUUAACCUCAAACAAUAUAAACAACAUUCUCAACAAAACCCAGAAAUCCCAUCCUCAUUUCCCUUUUUUUCUACCCUACCCACAAUAAAAAAAAAAGUGUUUUUGUCUUUGCAUCCUGAUUCAAGAAAACAAGAACUAGGGUUCAUCAUAUCUCUGGAAACCGACUGAAGAAUCUCUUAAAGAAAACGAGAAGUAAAGCUCUCUUCCAUGGAGCUUUUUCCUGCUCAGCCUGACUUAUCCUUACAAAUAAGUCCUCCAAACAGCCAACCAUCAUCGACGUGGCAGAGAAGAAGACCAACAACAGAUCAAGAAGAUCAUGAGGAGCUCGACUUAGGGUUUUGGAGAAGAGCUCUUGAUUCAAGAACAUCUUCUCUCGUAUCUAAUUCCAGCUCAAAAACAACCAAUAAUCAUCAUCAUCCACUAGAAGAUCUCUCACUCUCUAACAACUCUCAUCGUCAUCAUCAACAAAUCUUCACCUCUUUCCAGUUUCCGACACAACAACAACAACACUUGCAAGGUUUUCUUGCUCAUGACCUUAAUACUCACUUAAGACCCAUAAGAGGAAUCCCUCUAUACCAAAACCCUCCUCCACAUCAUCAUCACCGGCCUCCUCCGUGUUUCCCUUUCGAUCCGUCAUCUCUAAUUCCCUCUUCUUCGCCGACUCCCACCGGAAUCAACAACAAUAGCUUUGGUACCAGUAGAGUUAACCCUAAUCACCACAAUCAUCAUCAGACUCUAAACAGAGCGAGAUUCAUGCCGAGGUUCCCAGCUAAACGAAGCAUGAGAGCUCCUCGGAUGCGAUGGACAACCACUCUUCAUGCCCGUUUCGUUCACGCCGUUGAAUUACUCGGUGGCCAUGAAAGAGCAACACCAAAAUCUGUUCUUGAGCUUAUGGAUGUCAAAGAUCUCACAUUGGCUCAUGUUAAGUCCCAUUUACAGAUGUAUCGAACAGUGAAGACAACCGACAAAGCAGCAGCGUCGUCAGGACAAUCUGAUGUCUAUGAAAAUGGAUCUUCAGGAGAUAAUAACUCAGACGAUUGGAUGUUCGAUAUGAAUAGAAAAUCUAGAGAUACCGAUGAAUUGACGAAUCCGUUAGAGAAAUCAAACGGUCGAUGGACCAAUUCUUCCGGAGAGGCACGUUUGCAUGGGAAGCUAAUCGAUAAUGUUGCAGAAAUUAUUCUACCUUCUGAGAAUGAAAUAGAUGGAAAGUCUUCAAGUUAUGAGAGGAUGUCAUCGGAAGACAUGAGCUCAUCAAACAUCUCUGGAACCAGCCCCUUCAAGCCUAAUCUUGAAUUUACUUUGGGUUGAUCUCACUAAAUUUAUUGUGGUAGCUAGCUAGUAGUUAAUUAGUAUUAAUCUUCUGUUUUGGCUAAUGACUAGUCUCGAUAUACAUUUCAGUUGAAUAAGUGAUGUUUUAAGCUUAAAUCUCAAUAUCCUCUCGGAAGUUGUAAAACGAUGUUCUGUUCCCUCUCUACUGAGAAGAGCUAGUGAAAGAAUCGAAUACUAAAGGCACAAUAAAUGUUAUGUUUCUUUUGUUGAA
Messenger RNA from Brassica rapa (field mustard), 3653 nucleotides. Its product is annotated as probable transcription factor KAN2. The record is from RefSeq and is a predicted model, not a curated record. NCBI's taxonomy places the organism in Eukaryota, Viridiplantae, Streptophyta, Magnoliopsida, Brassicales, Brassicaceae. Gene Ontology annotation, biological process: abaxial cell fate specification; regulation of DNA-templated transcription. Gene Ontology annotation, molecular function: transcription cis-regulatory region binding. Gene Ontology annotation, cellular component: nucleus.